Molecule: messenger RNA, 739 nt
Organism: Desarmillaria tabescens
Lineage: Eukaryota; Fungi; Basidiomycota; Agaricomycetes; Agaricales; Physalacriaceae
Exons: 4
Coding region: 177-686 (169 amino acids)
Source: RefSeq, a predicted model, not a curated record
CUCAUGUGCACUUGGAGAUCGGAGAUGAUACCGAAGACUAUAUGGGUUGGAAAUAUUCUUCGUUGUUGACACAUGAGUGCAAGGAUUCUCACAAGGUAGUGGGGAACGGAUGCAAUUCAAUUUAAGAAAACCGGUUUCUUUCAACCUCCCCGCGCUUUCAACUUCUAUCUGUCAGGAUGCCUAUAGCCAGUGUCGAGUCGAGUACCGGAAAGAUCGUGUUUAACUACACAAUAUCGACACCCUCAGCUUCGUCGACUACGUCUAUCGAUGAAUGUCUACCAACGUUGUUAUUCAUCCAUGCGGUUUACCACGGACAACAGAUCUUUCAACGACAAUUUGAGGACCCGCAGAUAAGAAGAUUCAACUGCGUUGCGUUGGACCUUAGACUACAUGGUCUGACGACGAGCGACGAAAUUCCCGAAGGCUACAGUGCAAGGGAGGCUGCUGAGGACGUCGCGUUAUUUAUGGACGAGAUCGAUUUACCCGCCUGCCACAUCGUGGGCUUUGUCGAUGGGCACCAUGGUGGCGAUCAGCCUCGCUGUCUACUACCCCAACAAAGUCGCUUCUCUUUUCCUCGUGUCGCCGCUGGGGCUGGAGGAGAUAUCGCUGAUGGCCGGCGGGAAGUAGCAGAGUGCUGGAAGGGAGCUUUACAAGACAGACGAACUAGAUAUGGCGGCCAUCUCUGACUCAGUCUAUGGCAUCCAGCAAUUAUCUUUCAGCAACAAACCCAACAGCUUAG